AUGACCACACCUCAAGCAGCACCAAGUCCACCGGAGCAAUUUGUUUUGCUUUUGGCCGCCAUAUUCCUUCCGCCAUUAGCAACCUUUUUAGCCCAACGAACAAUCUUUACCAAGGAAUUUCUAGUCACCGUAAUUUUGACCUUCUUUGGUCAUAUCCCGGGAAGUGUGUUUGCCAUCUACUUUUUAUUUUACAUUGAUUUCCCCAGUCGUGGAGUCGAGGGGUACUCUAGAAUUGGUGAUGAUGAUGAGAGUCAAGUAGGGUCCCCAUCACAAGGAGGUGGAAAUGGAGCUGGCGCCGCAAGAUCCAGCCGUAGUCCACACCCACAGCAUAGUGGACCUGGUCAUAGACUCGGAGGAGAAGACCAUACUGUGUCUGAGCAGCAACAAGGAUUCAUCCACCAUGGUGCUUCUGGGGAAGCUGGCUCACAGAGUCGCGCUCCUUAUCGUGAUAACGUUGUUGAAGGAGAUUUGGAUAGUCCAGAAGGACCCCUUUUGAAUGCUGGCGAUCUUCCUGCUUACGAUGACAUUGUUGAUGGAAAACACAGGAAAGCUGCAAAGAAUAGCAAAUCGUCGGAUAACAAAGUCCAACAUUGA
Molecule: messenger RNA, 594 nt
Organism: Lodderomyces theae
Lineage: Eukaryota; Fungi; Ascomycota; Pichiomycetes; Serinales; Debaryomycetaceae
Exons: 1
Coding region: 1-594 (197 amino acids)
Cellular component (GO): membrane
Source: RefSeq, a predicted model, not a curated record